Messenger RNA from Trypanosoma brucei brucei TREU927, 1116 nucleotides. Its product is annotated as UDP-Gal/UDP-GlcNAc-dependent glycosyltransferase. The record is from RefSeq and is a predicted model, not a curated record. The transcript has a single exon. Gene Ontology annotation, molecular function: hexosyltransferase activity. The coding region runs from base 1 to 1116 and encodes 371 amino acids. Lineage: Eukaryota; Euglenozoa; Kinetoplastea; Trypanosomatida; Trypanosomatidae. Gene Ontology annotation, cellular component: membrane.
AUGGUUGGACAAAUUUUGAGUAGGAGGGGACUGAUCCUCGUCUGCCUUACUUUCGUGGCAAUCCUAUUGAUUUUUUCAACGAGGAGCAAACGUAUUGUACGGGAGGCCUCCCAAGCGAGCUUCUCGGCCCCCCCGCCACUCCCGGAGUUCGACUAUACCGAAAAGGAUCGGGAGUCUCUGCAGUACGUGCCCCCGGAUGUUGUGCGUGCGUGGAGGGAACGAAAUUUCCUCGUCAUGCUCGGUGUAUUGUCGCCCGAUAAUGCCGUGAGACGACGCAGGCGCCAUCUUCAGCGUUUGACCUGCUGGCAAUACCAAGGCGUCGCGAGGAGGAGUAAUAACUUUACUGGAGAUUUGCUCGUUACCUUUGUUCUCGCGCGCCAUCCAGAUCAUAACUACACGCAUUCGCCCCAGUUAGUGGAGGAGGGGUUGCGUUGGCAAGAUAUCAUCGCUCUCCCAAUCAAGGAGGGCCGUGUAAGUACGAACAAGGUAAUUGGACAGGACGGCAGGUACUGGGGCCCCGAUGCUGAGAUCGGUAUGAGUCGUAAAAUGUACAAGUGGUUUAGUCUGAUGCUGCGGCUCCUCCCUAAUGUUAAUUAUGUUGCCAAGUCGGAUGACGACAUGUUUGUGCACACCCCGCAGUACCUUGCUGACCUUCGUGCUCUACCACGUCGCCGUUUAUAUUGGGGGAACAUUGUUAACGCACGCUUCAUGCCUUUGUUGUUCGCAACUGGGGGUCUUUACACCGCUUCGAGAGAGGUGAUAGAACAAUUCCUGACAUACGAACCCCUAAAGAAACUUGUCGACGUGCCGUACAGCAAAGAGCGGGAGGAUGAAUUUACCUCCCUGUACAUGCAACACGAAGACUUACUUAUGGGGCGUGUACUCUACGAAAUGGGUUACCAGCCCUUGUUCGUCGGCGAGCCAAUGUGCCGUUUUCAUAACCUUCACGGAAAGGGUUGGGUGGGGCCUCUUAGUCACAGUUCAUUGAUGAUUCACAAUGUUAAGGAGGAGGAGUAUGCGCAGUUGCGUGAGUACUUCGGUGAGAAAAAGCAGUACAGACCUUCGCGCUUCAAGGUUCGUAGAGGACGGUUAUACGCAACAUGCGGCAAGCGGUGA